Messenger RNA from Chaetomium globosum CBS 148.51, 2349 nucleotides. RefSeq lists its product as uncharacterized. NCBI's taxonomy places the organism in Eukaryota, Fungi, Ascomycota, Sordariomycetes, Sordariales, Chaetomiaceae. The transcript is spliced from 7 exons. The record is from RefSeq and is a predicted model, not a curated record. Bases 1 to 2349 code for a protein of 782 amino acids.
AUGUGCGCUGGAUUGAGGGGUGAUGCUGCUGCUGCUGCUGCUGCUGCUGCUGCUGGUUCCUGGGGCAGUUUCUGGAGGGUCAAUGUCAGUCAGCACUGGGUCGUGUGCAAAGGGGGUGAGAUGGAAGGGGUAUCGGGGGCUGUCAUACCGCUCAGGCUGCUACUAUCAACCGCCACUGUGCUGGACGUGUUGUUCAGCGAUGCGCCGGCCUGUGAGGAGGGCACCGUCACCGUGCGCAGCGUCGUCUCGCUGCAGGUCGAUGAGAAGAACGUCGCGGCAGACGAGCUGCUGCUAGCGGGCGUCGUUUCGGUUGCAGGGACUGGAAUGGUCUCUUCACAUGAGGUUGACGACUCGCUCAUUGGAGCUGACACCGUCUCUUCGCAGCUUGUUGACGUUGCCGCCGGCGCGGACACGGUCUCACUGCAGGAUGUUGACUCGGUAAUCUGGUUGGAUUGUGUGGUCUCAUCUGUGCAAGUGGUAUCUAGGGGCGCGCUUGCUGUGCUGGUCUGGGACUGGGAUGCGGGCGACGAGAUGGUUUCGCCCGAAGUGCAACUUGUCGAGGCUGUUCUGCUUGCCGAGGCCGUUCCACUCGCUCCGCUGCUCGGCGAAGACACCGACGGGCCUGUCGAUUGCGAGGAAACCAUUGAACUGGUUAGGCUGCCUGAAACGGGAGGGCCGUUGGAGUUGCUGGCUAUCGUGGUAGACGCCGAGGAUCCAGGAGUACUUCCGAUGGACCCCGGUGUUGUGACAACCGAAGUGGUCCCCGAGGUGGAAAGGGAUACCUCGACCGGUCUGGUUCCGGUUGGGCCCACGCUUACCACAGUUGAGUUGGGGAGCGGGAAAGGUGCAGGACUCGACAAAGCCGACGAUGGGCCUGGGGAUCCCGUACCCGUAUUGAAUGGCGAGGUAAAGCCACCAGUUCCGCUUCCACCACUACCAGUUGGCAAAGUCCCAGAUCCGGCAAUGGACGAGAUACUCGUCGCGUUCGGGAACGGGAACGGCGCAGAGCCGGAACCCGUAGCAAGACUCGUUGGCGCUGUAGCGCCACCGCUUGUACGAGAGGCCCAGGUGCUCGAAUUCGACAAGGGGAAGGGAGCAGAGGCUGAAGAAGCACCGGGAGGCCAGAUACCUGUGCCAGAGGAUGGAAGCGACCCGCUAGAAGAUCCUGGACCGCCGGUGACUGAACUAGCACUGCCAGUCGGGCCGGCAGUCGGCCCCCCAGCAAGGGAAGAGUUGCUGAUAGGGAAUGGUGGCGUUUGUAUCGACGUUCGCGAGCCUCCAGGCGGCCCUUGGCCCGAUGGAGCUGUUCCUGUUGGCCAGGGCAGUCUUGUCGAGUUGGACAGCGGGAAUGGCGCAGAGAUCGACCCGUUGCUCAGCGGGAACGGUACGCUUGCGAUGCUGCUGCCAGGGGGACCCCCAAUGCCUGUCGACCUGGAGAAACCGCCCGAUGGGCCUGUGCCCCAAGAAGAUGAUGUGAGUGCACCGCCCACUCCCGAUGUGGAAUUGGAGACUGGAAAUGGGACAGUCGAGGUCGUACUGAGAGACGACGAAACCCCGGUGGGGGAUGUAACUCCGGUCCCCGGUGCGGUACCCGAGGGCCAUGACAAGCCUCCGGUUGAGUUGCCGACCGAGAAAGGGGGGGCGGUCACGGACGCUGUGCCGGAUGCAGAACCGCCGCUUGUGCCGGUACCUGUGAUAGACGCAGUUGCAUUGGUCAACGGGAAGGAGGCCGAAGAAGCUGCCGAAGUCCCUGUCAGAGAACCCGUGCCAGGCGGGGCGCUGGUCCCCGACUCAAAUUCGGCGCCUGAAGUUGACCCGAUAGUUCCAGGAACUGUUCCGGAGCCAGAUCCCGUGGCUGUGGUGUUACUGGCCGGGAGCGGUGUCGAAAGAGACGUGCCGGCGCUGGUUCCCGGGCCUGCUCCUCCCUGUGCCGAGGUUGUCGAAGGACUACCGGUAACAGAAUCGGGAAUAGUGUUCACAGGGAUUGUUGGAGUGACCAACAAGGUGGUGGUCAGGUGGACAGUCCUGACGGGGUGCUUGGUGGUGGAAUUCGGGGGGAUGAAGAAGCUGGAGCUUGUGGCCAGUGUGGCAGAUGUGGUGCCCGCAAUUGGAGACGAAGAACCCGAUGUUGCGGCCGAGGUCGACCCAACACCCGACUCACCACCCCAGGUCGAAGUUGAUGAUUCUAAAGCGGAGGACAAAGACGAAGUGGACGAAGAUGACGAGGAUGAAGAGGAAGAGGACGAAGAGGACGAGGAGGAUGUCUGUUGCAUGCGGCUACUGUCUCCCGACUUUGGAGAGGAAGCCUUGCCGAUGGUUUGCCGGAAACUGGACCAGAGACCACCAUGA